Molecule: messenger RNA, 1879 nt
Organism: Labrus bergylta (ballan wrasse)
Lineage: Eukaryota; Metazoa; Chordata; Actinopteri; Labriformes; Labridae
Gene: ldlrad2
Product: low density lipoprotein receptor class A domain containing 2
Molecular function (GO): protein binding
Source: RefSeq, a predicted model, not a curated record
CUCUCUCUCUCUCUCUGUCCCGAGCGCGUGCCUCUCAGUCUGGAUGAUGGAGGUGGAGGUGCUGCUUCUCCUGCUCUGCUUCAUGAUUCUCCACAGCUCGGCCAUUGAUACUGUGAACGUGGUGGACUUCUGUGGUCAGACGAUCCGAGGUGACGGCAUGAUCGUCAACUCGCACCAGGAGUCUAAGAAGUACUACUUUGUUACCAUGGGGACCGACUGUCACCUCACCAUGCAGGCCAGCUCGCCCAAAGACAAGGUCCAGUUCCACUUCCGCUUCUUCCUGGUCUACAGCUUGCUACGCGUCGCCCCUAUGAGCCCCGCCCCCGUCUUCCCAGAGUCCCCCCGUGGCUCCGCCCCUUUAAACCCCAGACUUGAGCCCACCUCGGGGGAGAGCUCGGGGGAUCCGUGUCACGCCGGCUCGUAUGUUCAGUUCUACGACGGACGGGACAGGAACUCGCCCCCCCUCGGGCCUCCUCUGUGCGGGAAGAGCCCGCCCCGACCCGUCCUGUCCACAGGAAACUACCUGACCCUGAGACUGGUUACCCGGGGGACUCAGCCCAGAGUGGACUUUGUUGGGGACUUUACCUCCUUCAGACUGGGUUUCAACCAAUCAGAGUGCAGCAGUGAGCCUUAUUUCACUUGCAGGAACGGGAAGUGUAUCCCUCUCGGCCUGGUGUGUGAUGAAAAAGGCAUCGACAACUGCGGGGAUGGAAGUGACCUGGAGGAGAACCUGACGACGGGCUGUAAAGCAGGUCAGCUUCUACCUCCUGAACCUCCACCAGCGGUAGCGACCCCUCACCCACCUGUCGUGACUCCGCCCACGGUGCCGAUUGCGUCACAUAUGAACUGCGGCAUGCCAGACAGCGCUCCGAGUCACGAGUCGGUAACAGACUCUCCUGCCUCGCUGGCCCUGCUGGUCCUCUACAUCCUCCUCGGCGUGGUGGCAGGCUGCGUGGUGCUCUGUUGGUGCUGCUGGUCGCCCGGCUGGUUCCUGUGGCGUAUCAGCAUCUGUCGCUUCUUACCCUGCUGCAACGUGCCCUGCUCCUCCUGCCAGCUCUGCGCUCAAAGCUGCACGCACGGCAAGGAGCACCGACUGGCAAAAGUCACACCACACACACCGGUCAACGGGACCCCGGCAGGCACGGCGGCAAACGCCAACAGUGCUGAAGAAAAUGUUACCGUGGCACCAGUUUAGAGGAGGAAGUUCUGACAGGUCGGUCUGUUUCUGCACACAGAGACUUGGGGUUUAUCAAACUGAUGCUAAGCUGGGAUCAGAGGAACAGCUGACUAAACGAAGAAUCUUCAAUUCCUUUGGUGUGGGUGUUUUCUUUGCUUUAAAUAUGACGCAGGAGAAAGACUGCUCUUUUCUUAUUUGUUGAAGGAGAAGGAGGGUAUAAUGUGACUAUGGAUUGUCACAUUGGAAGUUCAGCUCAUGAUGUCUGAUGGCGGCACAUUUAAGCCGUUUUCACACAUGCACUGCUCACCAACUACUCCCAUUGGCCCGAGGUUAAUUCUCCUGAUAAUAUCCUGCUGCUUUCUCCCAUCAGCUCACUCGGACUUGCUGUGGAAAAAACACUAGGGGGUCUGGCAGGAGAAACACCGGGGGAAGUCAGAACGAAAGAUUUGGCUGUUUACGUUCACACAUACAGCUCCUCCGGCAAAUAUCAGGAGUUUUCUGCAACAGUGAAAGUCCUUUCAGUUAUAGAUUAAAGAGACCGCUCAUGGUGAGGGCGGCCUGGGUCUGAAUCCAACCUGUAGCUCCUGUCAUAACCCUCUCUCUCUCUCUCUCUCUCUCUCUCUCUCCAUGAUUUCUGCCUCUAUCCACUGUCCUGUCUCUGAAUAAAGGCAUAAAAAGCCCAACAAUACAUCUAUAAAGAGA